Oryza brachyantha (malo sina) is the source of this 2016-nucleotide messenger RNA. Its product is annotated as fatty acyl-CoA reductase 1-like. The record is from RefSeq and is a predicted model, not a curated record. Lineage: Eukaryota; Viridiplantae; Streptophyta; Magnoliopsida; Poales; Poaceae. The transcript is spliced from 6 exons. The coding region runs from base 235 to 1755 and encodes 506 amino acids. Gene Ontology annotation, biological process: suberin biosynthetic process; long-chain fatty-acyl-CoA metabolic process. Gene Ontology annotation, molecular function: alcohol-forming very long-chain fatty acyl-CoA reductase (NADP+) activity. Gene Ontology annotation, cellular component: intracellular membrane-bounded organelle.
CCCCAUCUUGCGUGCCUCGCUCACCGUUGGUGCUAGCUUAGCUGCUGCUGUUCAUCUUCCUCCUCCUUAAUAAGCCAGCAGCAAGCAGCACACACACAUCUACAUCAGAGGCCAUCUCUAUAUAUCUGCUGAUAGCUAGCCAUAAAAGGAAGACGAAGAGCAGAGCUAGCUAGCACAAGUACAGUAGACAGCAGCCUCUGAAAAACCAUACAUAUAUAUUAUCAGUAGAAGAAGAUGAUGGCUGAUAGGUUGGAUGCAGAAAGGAUCAUAGAGUACUUCAAGGGCAAGAGCAUCCUCAUCACUGGCGCAACAGGCUUUCUUGGCAAGAUUCUUGUGGAGAAGAUACUGAGGGUGCAGCCUGAUGUCAAGAAGAUCUACCUGCUCGUCCGCGCCAUCGACGAAGCAUCUGCAAAGCAACGCGUCCAAUCGGAGGUGACGGAGACGGAGCUGUUCAGCGUGGUGAAGGAGAAGCACGGCAAGGGAUUCGAGGAGUUCAUCGAGGAGAAGGUGGUCGCCCUCGCCGGCGACAUCAUCUACGACGACCUGGGCUUGGAGCCCCCCGUGCUCCACGACCUCGCCGGCAACCUCGACGUCAUCGUCAAUGGCGCUGCCACCACCAACUUCUACGGAAGGUAUGAUGUGUCCCUGGAUGUGAACGUUUUGGGAGUGAAGCACCUGUGCCAAUUGGCCAAGAAAUGCAGAAACCUCAAGGUGUUCCUCCAUGUCUCCACUGCUUACGCGGGCGGCGACCAGGAGGGUUUGAUCCAGGAGAGGGCGUUCGAGGAAGGAUGGGCGCUGCGGGAGGGGAUGUACCUGGACGUGGAGGCGGAGCUGCGGCUGGUCGCCGACGUGCGCCGCCGGGUGGACGACGACGACAAGGCGCAGAGGAAGGCCAUGAAGGAGCUCGGGCUCGCCAGGGCGCGCCACUUCGGCUGGUCCAACACCUACGUCUUCACCAAGGCCAUGGGCGAGAUGGUGCUCUCCAGGAUGCUGCUCGGCGGAGAGGGCGGCGGCGGCGGCGCCGGCGUGGUGGUGGUGCGGCCCAGCAUCAUCACCAGCGUCCUGCGCGACCCGGUGCCCGGGUGGAUGCAGGGCACGCGCACCAUCGACACGCUCAUCAUCGGGUACGCGAAGCAGAACCUGCCCUGCUUCCUCGGCGACCUGGACCUGGUGAUGGACGUGAUCCCGGGGGACAUGGUGGUGAACGCGAUGAUGGCGGCGACGGUGGCGCACUCCGGCGAGCGGUGGCAGGGGCAGGAGGGGCGGCCGGCGGUGUACCACGUGAGCUCGUCGCUGCGGAACCCGGCGGCGUACUGGGUGCUGUACGAGGCGGGGAGGCGGCACUUCACGGAGAAGCCGCGGACGGGGAAGCGCGGCGAGGUGAUCCCGACGAAGGAGAUGCACUUCUUCAAGACGAUCGCGAGCUUCCAGCUGUACAUGCUGCUCAAGUACAGGCUGCCAUUGGAGCUCCUCCACCUGCUCAACCUCCUCCUCUGCGGCCUCUUCUCCCGCCUCUACUCCGACCUCGCCACCAAGUACCGCUACGUCAUGCACCUCGUCGACGUCUACGGCCCCUUCGCCUUCUUCAAAGGAUGCUUCGACGACAUAAACUUGGAGAGGCUGAGGCAGAGGAUGGGGAGGAGCAACAGCACCGAAGAUGACGACAUGUUCAACUUCGAUCCAAAGACCAUCGACUGGGAAGACUACUUCUACAGGAUCCAUAUACCCGGUGUGCUCAAGUACAUCCUCAAGUAAACACAUCUAAAACGAAACAAGUGGAGGAGGAAGAAGAAAUCCCUAGACUGCUACGUAUCUACUACUCUGCUCCUGUUACAACAAAUGCAUGAUCUCCAGCUGUGUGCUGCUGCUAGCGUAAUUUGUAUGAUGAAGGGAUCUGUAAUAUGUAUGUCUCGCCUAGACUAGUAAUGUGCUUGUACCAGAGAAGCAUCAGCAUAUCUUAAACCAAUAAUACAGUGUGUGCUUGUGUCUUGUGCCAGCUGAUUAUACUUGUCUUUA